AGUUCUGAGAAUUCGGACGGUGGGUGCGAACAAACCGAUGAUUGCCUUACUAUGGAAAAGUACGAGGAAUACAUGGAACUGCUAGGCGAUAUAAAACAGCCGAAAUGCGUGGAUUGUAGCAAUGACAUGAGUGGGUUCGCUGCUCGCGCCAAACGCUCACUGCUCAGCAACAGCAUCUAUAAGGCCGAUCAGCAGUGCUAUCCGUGUUCGCCAUAUGAAUUGUCUCAGAAUUAUCUCCCUUCGCAAGGCUAUGAUGGAUUUGAUGAUGGAGAGGCGGAGGUAAGCAGAGGGAAAGAAUCCAGAAAUUCAUUCGAAACGGAUUUCGAAAGCAAGCAGGAAUUGGGCAACAAUGAAAACGACAGAGAUCUGAUGAACAAAAUCCAUUUUGCUUAG
Molecule: messenger RNA, 393 nt
Organism: Gongylonema pulchrum
Lineage: Eukaryota; Metazoa; Nematoda; Chromadorea; Rhabditida; Gongylonematidae
Source: the annotation of a GenBank genome assembly